This is a messenger RNA of Oreochromis niloticus (Nile tilapia), 5159 nucleotides long. RefSeq names its product sp2 transcription factor (gene sp2). Bases 258 to 2114 code for a protein of 618 amino acids. NCBI's taxonomy places the organism in Eukaryota, Metazoa, Chordata, Actinopteri, Cichliformes, Cichlidae. The record is from RefSeq and is a predicted model, not a curated record. Gene Ontology annotation, molecular function: DNA-binding transcription factor activity, RNA polymerase II-specific; RNA polymerase II cis-regulatory region sequence-specific DNA binding. Gene Ontology annotation, biological process: regulation of transcription by RNA polymerase II. The transcript has 10 exons.
AGGUAGUUGGUCGGGGCAGACGUCAAUUAACUGUCUAUUGUCCGUGGAUUGGUGCAACAGCGCGGGCGGAUUCCUCCAUGGGUUCGGUCUGCAAGGCUCGCGGAGAGCGAAUGUCGUCAUGAGCGAAAUGCUGUGCAAAGGGUGAAGACAAGAAAGAUCACUGAACUACAUAAGCUUUUGAAGAAAGCUGCAUUUGCUCUCUUACAAAAAAACUAAGUUGUUUCUCUGCAAACUGUGCUAAAGAACAACAGGACAGUAUGGCUACCACUGUCGCUGUCAGUCCCAGCGAAUACCUUCAGCCCUCCUCUGCUUCAACACAACUUGACGAUCACACAUUUGGACCAAAGAGGGGCACAAAGGCAUCGCAGGACACUCAGCCCUCUCCUUUGGCCCUGCUGGCUGCCACAUGCAGUAAAAUCGGCCCUCCUGCUGCUCAGGCUCCUGUCACCUCUCCGCCAGCGCAGCCACAACCUCGUCGGCUACUUCCUAUAAAGCCAGCUCCAAUAGCGCCAGCUCCACCGAAAAACCUUGGUUUCCUUUCAGCAAAGGGCAAUGUGAUCCAGCUCCCUGCCGGCCUGGGCUCCACAGCUCCUGGCAGCCCCAUCGUCCUUACUAUCCAGCAGAGUCCUGCUCGUACCAGCACCUCGGCCACUCCUGGCAUCCAGUAUCAGGUGGUGCCGCAGAUCCAGGGUGCACAAACCAUUCAGGUGAUGCCACAGGGAGGUCAGAUCCAGCUAAUACCCGGUACCAACCAGGCCAUCAUUACCACUCCCAUGACCAUGCCGGCUCCGGCUGCAGCCACUGCUCCUGUCACGCCACAGAAGACUGUAGCCAUCAAGCCCUCCCUCAAGGUGCGGAAGCCAAACAAUACAGCUACAAACGUUGUGCAGCUGCCCAGUGGACUUACAAUUCCCCUCAACGUGGCUACAGGAGAAGUGGGUGGGACACAAAUCAUCACAGAGACAGCUGCAGCCCCUCCCACUCCUGGAAAGGGACGACGAGGGAGGAAAAAAAAGGCGGUACUGGCUGCUGAGCCUCCACCGCCGCCUCCAGCACAGGCUGCCUCUCCAACCCCAGAGCAGAUGGAGACCAUCCUAAUAGAAGCUGGUGACAACAUCAUACAGGCAGGGAACAAUUUACUGAUUGUGCAAAGUCCUGGGCAACCUGCUAUGGUGCAACAGGUCCAGCUGGUCCAGCCCAAACCAGAUUCUCAGGUGGUUCAGAUCCCACAACAGGCUUUGAAGGUGGUACAGGCUGCCUCUGCUACGUUGCCACCCGUCCCGCAGAGACAGUCUGUCUCCUCGAAUCUGCAGGUCACUCCAACAGAAACAUCACCAACACAGAUUCUCUUUAAAACAGCAUCAGGUGAAUGGCAAUCAGUUCAGCUUCAGGACUCCAUGACAACAACAACCCCUGCCACCACAGUUGCCCCUACCACCACUGUCACACCACUAGCUGGCACCAAGAGAACACAAGCUACCGGAGGACGAAAGGAGCGGACCUUGGCAAAAAUUGCCCCUGCAGGUGGAAUGAUACAAUUGAACACAUCGCAGCUCACCUCAGCAGCACAAGCAGUGCAGACCAUCAGCAUCAACGGGGUCCAGGUUCAGGGAGUUCCUGUUACCAUCACCAAUGCAGGCGGCCAGCAGCACCUAACGGUGCAGACCAUGCAGGGUGGAGGGCUCCAGCUGGCCGCAGCACAGGGCCAGCCUGCUAUCCAGGUAGACCAGACCCUUACCCUGGAGUUGCCUGGCCAGCCAGGAGAAAAGAAACGACGCAUGGCCUGCACCUGCCCCAACUGUAAAGAUGCAGACAAGAGACCCAGUGAGGUGGGAAAGAGGAAACACAUCUGCCACGUCCCUGGCUGUGAAAAGACUUUUAGGAAAACAUCUCUGCUCAGAGCUCACGUCCGGCUGCACACUGGCGAAAGACCCUUCGUCUGCAACUGGGUUUUCUGUGGGAAACGUUUUACGCGCAGUGACGAGCUGCAGAGGCACGCCAGGACACACACAGGAGACAAGCGCUUUGAGUGCAGCCAGUGUCAGAAACGCUUCAUGCGGAGCGACCACCUGACAAAGCAUUACAAGACUCACAUAAACACCAAGAACUUGUGAGCAGACGGUAUACAGAUACAAAAACUCAGAAACUAACUGUGUUACAGGAAGGAUGGGCAGUGGAGAUGAGACCAAGGGAUUGUGUUUGUGACUUAUCCCACAGUGGGAAACUCUCCAGAAUGAAAUGCUUGAUUCCCUGUCACUCUUGAAGGACACUGUGUAGCAUGGUGUACAAAGAAACCCUUCCUGGUGGACUUCAAACUUUCAGCAAAUUUAUUGACCAUUUUUUAAACGUUUUUUCCCCAUUUGGUCUGAACACGUGGACAGAUUACUGUGACUGAAUUUGUAAGGUGAAAAUGCUUUAGAUUUAAAUGCUUAACUCUGCUAGAUUAUUUAUGAACUUCUCUGGUGAAAGAACAUUUACAGAUUUUUUUUUUUUUAAUUAUUUUUUUACGUUUAGAAAACACAACAGGAUUCCAGGACAUCAGUUACAAUUUCAGUCUCUAUUAUUUUGUUGUUGUUUUUUCUACCACAAAAGCCCCCCCUGAGUCAGCCAUGAUUAAAAGUCUGUAAAUUCAAGAAAUUAACACAUAAAUAUGUUUGAGAGUACUGGUCAAGCCAGCCUGAGUUCCCCUAUCCAAAAGCAAAGUGAUUGAGCUGCAGGCCAGAAGUCAUUGUGCCUUAAAACUUGUAAAAAGUAAUGUAAAAAUUAAUCACAAAAAAAAGGACCACAAUUAAGGAAGUGCUGGAGUUAUAACAGUAUAUCAUUUCUGUGACCUCUGGUAGGUCCUUGGUUACAAGUAGUGAUCUAAAUACAGCAAUAUGAAGUGAUCUGCAAGGUUGGCCAAUGUUGGGAAUUGUGUUGGAAAAUGGAUUGUUUAAAUCUAAGGAAGGGUAAUUAAUUAGAAAAUGUAAUACUUGGAGGACCACGAAUGAGUCCUUGUGGAACACCAAAGUAAAAAGGAUGAAUUUUUGAGCCACCUGAGUUUUGUAAACCAUGAAACGGAUAAAGGAAAAGCAGAAUCUAACCUCUUUAUGCCACAAGGAGAAAGCUGUUGCUAUCACAGACAUGAACAAGUGGUUAAAGAUGUGGAGGAAAUGUAUUAAGUAUCUUAAAAUUCAACAAUGAAAAUUUACACACUGCUCAUUAUGGCUCCAGGUGUUUCUUCUGUUGAGUUGAGACAGUUGGCGCUCUUUUAUCAUGAGUUGUGUGUAAUAGAUGAAAUGUUUGAGACUGUACCAUUGUUCUUUCCAAGUAGGUUUAUCAGGAAAAUGUCUGAUAGUUAUGUAUUUAUACUACCUAAAAUUCUCUACCUUUACACAGGCACUGCAAGAAGUUUCAAAUAUCAGGAAAAUUAAAUAAAAUUGUUAAAGGCUGUUGAGAUGGCCCAGAAACACAUAGAAAGAUUUUUGUUGAUGAGCUAUGUUUUCCUGAGUUUAGACGCUAAAGAUUUAAUUUGGUGAAAUAUUAGCAGUAAGAAGAGUUGAUAACUCAAAUGCAAAACAUGCUAUUGCAUCUGUGGUCCAAACUUUGUUUCUACAUAGUUGGUUAUUUACCAUGCAUAACAAGACAGGUACAGGGCUGUGUAUCCGAUUGCCAUUUACUUUUGUAUAGUUCCUGAAGUUUAGCCAUCCAGUCAUUAAUCACAUUAGUUCCUGACUUAAGUCAAACCAGUCUUAGUUUUAGAUUGAUUUUAUUUGAGUUCUUAAAUGGCUGCAUGUUCAUAGUUGACAUUUAACUUUGACAAACUUAAUGAUUUGUGCUUCUUUUAUUACCUGUUUUUAGCCUGAAUAGUUCAAGUUUCUUCGUGGCAGGAAACAUCUUCAUCCUUCUCAAACUAAAGAACCUAAAAAUUUGGUACCUGCAACACUUUCUCCUAGUUUACUCAUUUAAAAAAACGAACAAAACUACAUAGUCUUUCUUUCAUCGGUCAGAUUUGAUGAAUUGUAGCCUAUGCAUUGCUGUAUAUAAGAUCAGACUUUUAAUUAUUUGGCCUGACUUGACAAUCAUGUCACAAGAUGCAAAAAAACAGAGGAAAGAAAUAAAGCUUUCUCAGGCCUUCUAUGAGUCACACAACGUUUUCCAGCUAUAUGAUGGCUUUAAUUCUAAAUUAACACUUAAGAUGUUUUUGUGAUGUACAAAUGACCAGCAUUAGGCGUGCUGCACAGUACUGACAUAACUUUCUUUAAUCUCAUUUGCUUUACAGAAAAUGUACAUUUGCUCAGUGAUUUUGAUGUUAUGAAGAUAUGCUGACCGUUUUCUAACAAGUCAGCAAUGAGUUUGAAGCCUGAAAUUGCCGGGGAGUUAUUUUAAGAAGUACACCAAGUCAUUGCUUAACAAGGUUUUUUUGUCAAAUUAUCCAGCAGAGCAGCUUCACACUGUAUCUACACUGAGGUUUGUUUCUGGUAGAUGGUGCAGGCUUGCUACAGGUUGUGCAAAGCAGAGAAAUUUGACCAAAAAAGCUCAAGUCUGAUUUGUUUUCAAAGCACUUUGAACAAAGUGCUUUAAAAAGGUGACAUUGGGGGAGAGAGAGAGACAGAGGCUGCUCAUAUUUAUGUUUGUAUUCCAUGUCUGAAUAUGUAAAUAAAACGUGUCUGUCAGACACGGUAAAUGUAGGAUAUUAAAAAUUGUUAAGCUGCAUAGUUUUGUGGUUGGCGUAGCCAGCCUUGAAGGAAGUGGACUUUGUACAGUGUUUUAAGGAAAAAAAAACAUAUAUAUGUGACAUUGUAUAGCUUCAUUCCUGCUUUGUAUAAGACUUCUAGAUCUUUUUUCUAUGAAUUAAAGAUGCCUUAGACAGCUGCACCCAGUAUUUAAAGAUGUUUUUUUUUUCUGUCUAAUUCCAGGUAACAACAUUUGUAAAAUUUUGUUUUGUGUUUUUAACUUAUGUUACAUGCUAAUGUCAUGUGCACUGAUUAAACUCCCAGGUUCCAAAAUUUGUAAAUUUAAUGUUGAUUGUAAUUAAAUAUAAUGUGUUUUUCCCCUGAAUUAAGUCAUUUCUGUUGCUUGGUUUCUGUGAAUGAAAUGCUUCUCCUUCUCCAAGCCUAUAUGUCAUAAAGUGUUCUAUAAACUUUAUUUUUGUGUGUAUAUCAGGAGAACCAAGAGAA